Messenger RNA from Talaromyces atroroseus, 984 nucleotides. RefSeq lists its product as hypothetical. Bases 1 to 984 code for a protein of 327 amino acids. Gene Ontology annotation, molecular function: oxidoreductase activity. NCBI's taxonomy places the organism in Eukaryota, Fungi, Ascomycota, Eurotiomycetes, Eurotiales, Trichocomaceae. The record is from RefSeq and is a predicted model, not a curated record. The transcript has 4 exons.
AUGGCUUCGGUCAAGGUUUUGCUCAUCGGAGCAACCGGCGAGACCGGACGAUCGAUUGCGAACGGCCUUCUGGAAGCCGGUGGUUUUGAAGUCUAUGCUCUCAUCAGGCCUGCGUCGGUGGCCAAGCCGCAGCUCCUCGACCUACAGAAGAGAGGGGUCAUCGUGCGAACAUGCGACUUGACCGCGCCGGAGGAAGAACUGGCCCAGGCCCUAGCAGGGAUCGAUGUUGUCAUCAGCUGUGUGGGAACGACAGAUCAACAUACUCAGAUCAAUAUCGCAACGGCGGCAAAGGCUGCCGGCGUCAAACGAUUUAUUCCUUGUGCGUUCAUCACGAUUUGCGCUCCAGGGGGGAUAAUGUACUUGCGGGAUGAGAAAGAGAAAGUAUACAACCACAUCAAACAGAUCAAACUCCCAUACACCAUCAUCGACGUCGGCUGGUGGUACCAAAUCGCCACCCCUCGACUUCCUUCUGGCAAACUCGACUACGCCAUGACACUGGCCAACGACGAAUUGAUUGGCGACGGCACAACGCCAAGUGCAUUUACCGAUCUGCGCGAUAUCGGCAAGUAUGUCGCUCGCAUUGUAGUCGACCCGCGCACAGAGAACAAGAUGGUGUUUGCAUACAACACCGUCACGUCGCCAGCAGGCAUCUUUGCACUUGUCGAGAAGCUGAGUGGCGAGAAGUUAGAGCCAAAAUAUAUCCCCGAAGAAACCGUCCACAAACGAGUCGCAGAAGCCCGUGCUUUCAGCGAAACUUACCCCUACGACGCAACAAAAUUCACACCUCGUUACGCCGCCGAGUACCAACUCUCAUGGGGUAUUCGCGGCGACAAUGUACCGGAAUACGCAAAAUAUCUGGGAUACCUAGACGCAAAGGAACUGUAUCCAGACUUCAAGCCGAUUACCUUUGAAGAGUACAUUCAGGAAUUACUGGCGGGAACGGCGACGGGUAUCUAUACCGAUCGAAUUUCGAGGAUUUACUAG